Messenger RNA from Marmota flaviventris (yellow-bellied marmot), 1208 nucleotides. It is a transcript of the gene Steap1, whose product is annotated as STEAP family member 1. Lineage: Eukaryota; Metazoa; Chordata; Mammalia; Rodentia; Sciuridae. The record is from RefSeq and is a predicted model, not a curated record. Gene Ontology annotation, cellular component: plasma membrane; endosome.
GCCCGCACUCCAGCACCCACUGCUGCCGGACUUGCCAGACUCACCGUCGGGUCCCAAAGAAAAGUUGGUGGCUGAAGCCAUACUAUUUUAUAGACUUCAUGGACAGCAGAAAAGAUACCACAAACCAAGAACUUUGGAAAAUGAAGCCUAGGAAAAAUCUAGAAGAUGAUGAUUUUUUGACUGAGGACACUGGAGAGACCAGCAUGCUAAAAAGACCUGUGCUUUUGCAUUUGCAGCAAACAGCCCAUGUUGAUGAAUUUGAUUGCCCCUCAGAACUUCAGCACAAACAGGAACUCUUUCCAAAAUGGCGCCUGCCAAUUAAAAUAGCUGCUAUUAUAUCAUCUCUGACCUUUUUUUACACUCUCCUAAGGGAAAUAAUUCAUCCUUUAGUUACUUCCCAUAAACAGUAUUUUUAUAGGAUUCCAAUUCUUGUCAUUAACAAAGUCUUGCCAGUGGUUUCCAUCACCCUCUUGGCAUUGGUUUAUUUGCCAGGCGUGAUAGCAGCAAUUGUACAACUUCGUAAUGGAACGAAGUAUAAGAAAUUCCCACCUUGGCUAGAUAGGUGGUUGUUAACAAGAAAGCAGUUUGGGCUUCUCAGUUUCUUUUUUGCUGUUCUACAUGCAAUUUAUAGUCUGUCUUAUCCAAUGAGGCGAUCCUACAGAUACAAGUUGCUAAAAUGGGCAUACCAACAGGUCCAACAAAAUAAAGAAGAUGCCUGGAUUGAGCACGAUGUUUGGAGAAUGGAGAUUUAUGUAUCUCUGGGAAUUGUGGGACUUGCAAUACUGACUUUGUUGGCUGUGACAUCUAUUCCAUCUGUGAGCGACUCUUUGACAUGGAGAGAAUUCCGUUAUAUUCAGAGCAAACUAGGAAUUGUUUCACUUCUACUUAGUACAAUACAUGCAUUGAUUUUUGCCUGGAAUAAAUGGGUAGAUAUAAAACAAUUUGUAUGGUAUACACCUCCAACUUUUAUGAUAGCUGUUUUUCUCCCAAUCAUUGUCCUGAUAUGUAAAACUGUACUAUUCCUGCCAUGCUUAAGGAAGAAGAUACUGAAAAUUAGACGUGGUUGGGAAGACGUCACCAAAAUUAACAAAACUGAGAUGUCCUCUCAGUUGUAGAAUUACUAUUUACACACAUUUUUGUUUAACGUUAACAUGUUUUAUCAUAAACAUUUCAAAUUUGUAUUUGUUAAUAAAAUGACUACUUGAGGA